ACACACACACACACACACACAGCGAUUUCCUGUAUACAUAACGGCCCAUGCGUGUCACAAGUGUACCCACGCAAUAGAAUUGGGAGUUUGGCGCCCAGAAGAGCAACUGGUGUGGUUCCCAAGGACACUGCUACUCUGAGAAACCUUCUGCACUUGCGCAGUUGCACUGCAAGUACUUCUAGAGUACUUCUAGAUAUAGAGCAUUAACUGUACCACGUGUCAGGCAGCAGAGAGCAAAAAUACAUCUGGUUUAUCCUAGUAAACUAGCUUAUAAUUCUCAUUUCCAGACUUUGUGGGAUUUUCCUAGGCGGUGUGGACCUAACCAGAGCUUCUAUUAUACCUUAGUAAUGGGUCGACGCAAACUUAGAUUCUAUAAGUUGCCUAAAAAUUUCGAGCGAAUAUGCCCAAAAAAGUCAAAAAAGUCAGUCGGUAGGCCUAUGAAACAACCUAAGAAAAAACCCGAUACUACUGGUACGAAUACUGAUGUGUCUUCAGAAGAUGUGGAAAAUACUGUUUCCGGCUCCACCAGUUUCAGUAGUGAUGCCAGUACAUUGAGUACUAAUGACACCACCACUGAUUGUUUUGACAGUCAAUCAAAUUACGAUAACGUUGAUGGUUCUAAUAUACAACAACAAAUUCACACACUGCCACCAUCAUCGAGUACUAAUAUGCCUAGUGACACCACUGAAUGUUUUGACAGCCAUUCAAGUUACGAUAGUGAUGUUAUCACAGCACACAACGUAGAGGGUUCUGCUCCGAAAGACAUACAGCAAGAAAUUCACACACCGCCACCAUUAUUGAACCUUAAGCUACCAAGUAGCAAGUGGAUUAGGCAGGAUCAAAAUCUCUGCAAAGUGAGCAAUAUGCAUUCCAAAGAAUCGUUGGCUAUAACGUUGUGUUUAGUUGUUAACAAGGACAUGUCUUGGAAUCUGUUUGUUCAUGGAAAUGAAGUGAACACUGAUGAAUGUGACGUCCUAAAAGCAAUUCCAAACAUAUUGAGUGAUAUCCACCUGGAAGAACUUGUAUCCACACUUGACAAGUGCUCCGUAUGCCCCGGUAAUCCAGACUACAAAUUUGUUGACAUGGUUGAAUCCAAAAAAGGAAAGCUGUUUUCAAAAAGUGGUAUUGAUGUUGUAGCAAAGGUGGAUAUUUUUGAGCCAGUUAUUCUCGAUGGUACUACGUACCCAAAAACUGUACGAAACUCGAGGUGUCAAAUGAUAGUUAAUGUUCGCAAAUGUCAGUCAUGUGUAUCAUAUAGGGAUUCCUUAAGAGGAAUAUUUCAUCGCUGGUCCAAACGAAAAUUAAAGUCUCCGAUCCGCAAGUUGUCAAAAAGUAGAGUAAAUAUUCGCUACUUGAGUACACCUGAAAAGUUUGCAAGAUAUUCAGAUUUGAGAGGUCGGUACCAUGCACAGUCAAAAGGAGUUGAGCGCCUCAGAGAAAAAAUUGUACAAAUGACUAAAAAGAACCACGUUGUACUAGAUUCAAGUUUGAGCUCGGAUAUUGUUCAGUUAAUGGACGGAAUGACAAAAAGUGUCCAUCAAGAAUGCCCAGAAGGCUCUUUUAAACGAGUCUUUUGGGACCAACAAUUAAAGUCAGCUAGAGUAACGGAUUCAAGGCAAGUUCGAUGGCACCCUGCGGUUAUAAAAUGGUGUUUACAUCUCAAAUUCAUUUCAUCUGCUUGUUACCAUGCCCUACGUGGCUCUGGUCUGAUAUCUUUGCCCUCAGAAAGGACAUUGCAAGAUUAUACCAAUUGUAUACGUCCUGGGAUAGGAUUUGUGCCUGAAGUUGAUGCUCAGUUAAUAAAAGAAGCACGUGUUUCUGAGGAAAAAGACAAAUUUGUAGUUCUUGUAUGGGAUGAAAUGAAGAUAUGUCAAGAUUUAGUUUUUAAUAAGCAUAGCUGCGAGUUGAUGAGGUUUUUGAAUAUUGGUGAUGUGAAUGCUCAACUGGACAAAGCUAGUGAAGAUUUAAACUCAAAUAGUAGUCAUAAAGACAUUGCAUCACACGUGCUGCUUUUCAUGAUAAGAGGAAUGUUCUCAAACCUCGAGUUUCCCUAUGCCCACUUUGCUACAAGAGGAAUUACCGCAGAUGCACUGUUUCCAUUGGUUUGGGAAGCAGUUAGACAUUUGGAGUGCUGUGGAUUAAAUGUUAUAGCUUUCUGCUCUGAUGGUGCCUCUCCUAACAGAAAAUUUUAUAAGAUGCACGAUAGAGGGAAUGGUGUUGUGAACAAGACUACGAAUCCUUUUCAACCUGAGCGAGAGAUAUAUUUUAUAAGUGAUGUACCCCAUCUGAUAAAAACCACAAGGAAUUGUUGGUCCAAUUCUUUUGCGAACAAGAAUUCUAGAGCCCUUUGGGUUCUAAGCGCAUCAGUUGCCAAUGCCUUCGACUAUUAUGGUGAUAGCGAGAUGGGAGAAACAACAAACUUCGUCCGUUUAUUUGAUCGUCUUUUUGACUGUUUCAAUGUGCGAAGUUUCAAGGAGAGUGUUGUAAAAAGAAAACCAGAUUUAAGACCAUACCGAGACCCCUCCGACAAUAGACUGUCCUGGUUGAAAGAUACUUUUCUCAAGUAUCUGCAAGAUUGGCAGUACUCUGUCAAAUGCAGAAGUGGUUUUACUGGUCAGCAACGAGCGAAGAUGCUUCUCUCUAUCCAGACAAUAGAAGGGCUUAAAAUAACAGUGACAUCCUUUGUGGAAAUGGUGCCUGUUCUACUGUCCAUACCUGGAGUAAAAUGUGUUCUGUCUGAGAAACUAUGCCAAGACCCUCUCGAAUCGUUCUUUGGCAAACAGAGGGCUGCUGGGGGGAGGAAUGAAAAUCCGAAUGUGCAGCAGUUCUGUUCAAAUACGAUCUCACUUCGUGUAUAAGGAUCAGCAGCACUAGAACCUGUUCGAGGUAACUGUGGAAAGAGGCUAUGCACUACAGACACUGACUGCUUGAGUGAACCUUUACCUAAAAGGCCAAGAAACUAACAACCGAAUUUUAGCAUUUAAUUCAUUGUGUAUACACCCUCGUCACAAUAAAUAUUGUUGUAAUUAUAUAAUUAAUUGAUGUGGCACAAUACAAAUUCAACCAAAUGUUUUUUUCAGUUCUUUUCUAAGUCCUUUUGUCUUGCCAAUUUUCUUAGGCAAGUACUUUUCAAGCCAUGCCUUUGCAAUUGAAAAUCCACGAAUAGUGACCCAAAGACCAAUCAUUUCGCUCAGCAACAUAGUGGCUUUUAUUUCGUCCGUUAUAUCUACUGACAACAAUGUCCAAUAAAACUGUACAUCUUCAUCACCUGCAACAGCCCUUGUUAUCGUUUGUCUUCGGUCUUCUUCGCCUAAAGUUGAACCUCUGUUGAAUAUAAUUAUUAACUGUUUCCGUACCCUAAACUCUAUCACAAGAAACAGUGAGUAAGCUGUAUCAUUCACUUCAAACAGCCCUCCUCUAUCAACCAGCAUACACCACUUUCUAGUAUAUUCCAUUAAGGUACUUUCUUCGCCAUUAACUGCCAUUGAAGAUAAGCAUUCAAUGAAUUCUUCGCUCUCCUCACAAACACUUUGUU
Molecule: messenger RNA, 3535 nt
Organism: Halichondria panicea
Lineage: Eukaryota; Metazoa; Porifera; Demospongiae; Suberitida; Halichondriidae
Exons: 5
Coding region: 348-2858 (836 amino acids)
Source: RefSeq, a predicted model, not a curated record